AUGGCAGAUAUGCGGGGAAAUGAGAGAGAAGAAGGAAGGAAGUUUGGUGAGACGAAAGGGAUUUGGAAGAGAUUUAUGUAUGGUUUGAUUCCAUUGUCGCGCAAAAAUUUCAAGGAACAGAAAAUUGAGAAAUCGAGGUCAUCAAAGCUACUGAUAAGACUGUUUCUAUUGAAGAAGCUAGUGAUUGAUAUGGGCAAAAGUAGCAAGGAUAAAAGAGACGUUUAUUAUAGAAAGGCUAAAGAAGAAGGAUGGAGGGCACGUUCAGCAUUUAAAUUACUUCAAUUAAACGAGCAGUUUGAUCUAUUCAAAGGAGUCACAAGAGUGGUAGAUCUAUGUGCUGCACCGGGUUCAUGGUCCCAAGCACUUAGCAGAGAAAUAUUUGGGAAGCCACACUCGGAAGAUGCCAGAAUCGUGGCAGUGGAUUUACAGCCGAUGUCACCAAUUGAUCAUGUGACUACAUUACAAGCAGAUAUCACGCAUCCAAAGACAUUGGAGAGAAUUCUCGAGAUCUUUGGAGGCAAAAAGGCGGAUUUUGUUUGCUCUGAUGGAGCGCCAGAUGUGACAGGAUUGCACGAUUUGGAUGAGUAUAUUCAAGCGCAAUUAAUUUUAAGUGCUUUACAGUUAGCCACCUGCGUAUUGAAAGAAGGAGGAACAUUUGUGGCGAAGAUUUUCCGAGGCAGAGAUAUCGAUCUUCUGUAUAGCCAAUUAGGUUACUUGUUUGAUAAGGUGAUAUGUGCUAAACCAAGAGCAUCCAGGAGCAGUUCUCUGGAGUCUUUCAUUGUUUGUAUUGGAUAUAAAUCAAGACCCGGAUGGAAGCCUGAGUUGAAACCUGAGUUAUCUACAGAGCAAUUUUUCCAGGAGAUGGGUAUAGGACGAGCUGAGUUAAGGAAGAAUUUGAGCUUGGAUCAGGAGGAAAGGAAGGUGGCACCAUUUGUGGCGUGUGGAGAUCUUAACUCUAGCUAUGAUUCCGAUGCUACUUACUCGUUAGAUACUGGUGUGGAAAAGAGUAGUUUAGAUCCCGUUCAAAUGCCUACUGCUCCUCCUUACAAGAAGGCUUUAGAAUUGAAGAGGAAGGCUGGAGGCCAUGCUGCUGGAAAGAAACAUGCUACACAACUAUUAGAAAAUGGACUUCGAGACAGAUUCGAUAACAUCAAUAUUAAAAAAGUUGAUAUGACCCACUUUCUGUUUCCUUCUAAAGUGAUUGAUGGAUCGAGGGACCCAUCCUGCUUUGAUUUUGAAGCCAUAGAUAGUUAUGUCAGAAAGUUGGAGAACGACUCCACUGUCGAUAUCAUAGUAGUGUAUGGUCUUUAUGCACUCUAUGAUCAGAAUCUAUUGGAGUCCGGGACCGUAAGAAUUUUCAUCGAUACAGAUUCUGAUGUCCGAUUGGGUAGAUGGAUUAAAAGGGAUGUUCUGUUACCCGCCCAGAAAGAUCCACUGCUCAAAGCUCAACAGUCACAAAGGCUCAAGGAAUUGUUGUCUGUCUAUUUGAAAAAGUCCAGAGUUGAAAUGAAAAAUUAUGUGAUACAGACCAAAGAAAAAGCUGAUGUAGUACUUCCCAAUGCCGCAGAAAUGGGUGGUAUUAUGCUCAUUGUGGACGGACUCGAUCCAAUCUUGAGACGUAAGUCUGCUGACAAGUUUGGCAUCACCCGGGAAUUGACUAGAAGAGAGAGUAUUAUACCUGAAGGCAGUAGUUUGAGAAAAUCCAUACAGCAUGUCUUUGAAGAAGCCCAAGCGGGACCAACGGUAUCUUCUAUUGGAGAGGAUAACUUCAGAAAUCAAAACACCCAUUUCUACGAUCUUAAUUAA
Brettanomyces nanus is the source of this 1806-nucleotide messenger RNA. RefSeq lists its product as uncharacterized. The record is from RefSeq and is a predicted model, not a curated record. Bases 1 to 1806 code for a protein of 601 amino acids. Gene Ontology annotation, cellular component: cytoplasm. Gene Ontology annotation, molecular function: kinase activity; tRNA methyltransferase activity; ATP binding. Gene Ontology annotation, biological process: cytoplasmic translation; tRNA methylation. NCBI's taxonomy places the organism in Eukaryota, Fungi, Ascomycota, Pichiomycetes, Pichiales, Pichiaceae. The transcript has 4 exons.